Molecule: messenger RNA, 1148 nt
Organism: Acanthaster planci (crown-of-thorns starfish)
Lineage: Eukaryota; Metazoa; Echinodermata; Asteroidea; Valvatida; Acanthasteridae
Source: RefSeq, a predicted model, not a curated record
CAUGGGAAGUUCGCCGAGAAAGUCGGCAAAAAACCUGCUCGGUUUAGAUGAAUUUGGGGCUUUAUUGAGCGAAAUAAAAUCCGACAGUUCGAACCAGAUUAGAUCAGGAAAUUCUGAAUUUGGUAGGGAACAUUGGAAACAGUUGCUAAAAUCACCAAUUUAUGGCCGAAUUUGUUUGACUGAGGGAUCGAACCGCCAAGACAUCCCCGUGAAGCUGUCAUCUGCUCCCGGCCGUAAGACGGCAUUUGUUUUCGGUCCCGACACCGUGUGUGGGGCACUUUUGACAAAGAAACCGUACGAGCUAUUGCUGCAUUUAGGGUUCCUACCAGAAUAUAUACACUUAAAGGCAUGCAUCCAGAAAGCCAAAUAUUGGAUCGUUCUGCUCUCGGGAGCUCUCAAUACUUGGCAGAGGCCCAUUGUACCAGCCACGUGGGAAGGCAUGGAAGAACUCAUCCACACCUGCUACCCCGCCGCUCUGGAAGCGGUCCUGUCCCACUGGCAGACCAUCAAGGACAAUCCAGUGGCAUCUUUUGAAGAAGAGGUCGACUACAAGUUCAUCGCCGCCGUGAGCGACCCGUCGGGCCCUCUUUACAUGGGCUACGACAGGUUUGUGUCGCUGCCCAAGCCGCAGACCGCCUGGCAGACACGGCUUUUCCUGUACUGUGAGCUGCGCAUGUUUGAGCUCUUCUCCGGCGACGGGCUGACGAGCAGGGAAGACGGGACCAAAGGCGAGAAAGAGUACGUCUGCAUGAACUACGAGUUGGAAAAGAUCGACAGAAAGCUCUGGCUGGCCAUUCCUCUUGAUGUGGAGGUACCAGAGGAAGUCAAGAUGAAAUAUGCAGACAAUUCUUACAAGUAGAUCAUGCUGACCUCAGUUGGUUGCAGUACUGUGCGUGAACAUAAAACUACAUAUUCAUGUACGCAUCCACCCAACCAAAAUUAUCAAAAUCACUUGUAAGCAUCUGAAUGCGAAUAAUAAUCAAAUAUCAGUGACAGUGAUAGAUACAAACAUCUAGGAAUUGUUGGAUUAUAUAGACCUUUUUCAAGUGAUGUCACGAUCAUGCUGGACGUCUGAUGUGUUGUGAUGGUAAUGAGUGCAUAGUGUUGUGAUGGUAAUCUACCUACUGGUCAAGCAUGCAGCGUUCGCA